GUCGGACUGAUGAGCGUGACACAAACAGGAAGCGGUAGGGCUGAAGGUUUUUUGGGCAGAGUUGUUGGUCAGACAGCCAUUGCAGUAUCGUGGCUCCGUAACUAAACGUCAAAAUCCACGUAAAGGAGGACCUGGCAUCACACGGGGAGCCUGUGUUUACAUGAAUAUACGAGCUAACACUCUCACACCACCGAUCUACGUCUGAAAAACGGGACCCACCAGCUCCGGAUAUGUCCUUCAUCUUUGAUUGGAUUUAUAGCGGUUUCAAUAGUGUUCUACAGUUAUUAGGACUGUAUAAGAAGUCUGGGAAAUUAGUAUUUCUGGGUCUGGACAAUGCCGGCAAAACCACACUACUGCACAUGCUCAAAGAUGACAGAUUGGGCCAGCACGUUCCCACCCUACAUCCCACCUCUGAAGAGCUGACAAUCGCUGGGAUGACCUUCACCACAUUUGACCUUGGAGGACAUGCACAAGCGCGUAGAGUGUGGAAAAACUACCUCCCGGCCAUUAAUGGCAUCGUGUUUCUGGUGGACUGUGCAGACCUCGGGCGACUGGGAGAGUCCAAAGCAGAGCUCGAUGCGUUGAUGACAGACGAGACGAUUGGAAACGUGCCUAUCCUGAUCCUGGGGAAUAAGAUCGAUCGGCAGGAAGCCAUCAGUGAAGAGAGGCUGAGAGAGUGCUUCGGACUCUACGGACAGACCACAGGAAAGGGGACCAUCCCUCUGAAAGACCUGAACACACGCCCCCUAGAGGUGUUCAUGUGCAGCGUGCUGAAGCGACAGGGCUACGGAGAGGGCUUCCGUUGGCUCUCCCAAUACAUCGACUAAUCAACAACAAACCAACCGACAGCCACCAUCUAAAACCACCAACCAGACCAACCCACCUGCUCCAUCUGACCACCGGGGGGCGCUAUACCCAGCCACACACUCACAGCAGCCAUAAGGCCUUCAGAAUCCCCCAUAGACUGGAUACGGUUGGACAUUUUGCACUUCAGAAAUCACUUCAUUUUUCUAUUUUUUUUUUUUUUUUCAAGAGGGCAAUGUCGCAAAUCCGCAAAAAUGGUGUUCAAAUAAGUCUAAGAACUUUUGUAUCUUUUUAGUGUCUGUCUCUUCACCUCUGCUAUUCGUAUAGAUUACUCUAUAUAUAUAUAUAUCACUGUAAAUUUAUAAAACUCAUUGGUUUAGUUCACAAAUCUUCCUUGUCUCCUCUGAAAUAGUUGUAACCAUUGCCGUUUUUUUUAACAGUACAAACUCUACCAUUCACAUUGUAAUUUAGCCAUUAAUUCUCUUCAUUUUUACAAUAAUAAAAAGCUAAAUAUGGCCACGUAAACAGCACUCACAUAUAGUGUUGAAACUAUUUUAAUCAUCAAACUUAAAGCUGCAGUGUGUAACUUUUCCACUGGGCGUUAUGCCGUCUUGCUCGUCUCUAUGGAGAUGUUAUUUCUUUGCCUAUUCCACUAUAUGGCAUUAAAUGUUUGUAUCCAUCUUUUAUUUAAGUACAGGUGUUUCUAUUGCUCAAAAAUGCCUUGAAAAAAACAUGCAUUCUUACCUGCUUGACUACAUUGAGAUGGGUCAGUUUAAUGCCAUACUGCGGAACAUUCUAGGCGAAGCAAUAACUGACAGAAAAGUUGCAUAGUGCAGCUUUUAAAAAUCAUUCUUGAGGUGAGUUUUCUAUGUUGUAGCGUCCAGAUAAGCAGAUAGAACACAUUUUUAAGAGACACUUUUGGUGGAUGGAUGACCAAAUGAGUGGGGAUUUUAAUAGGAACAACAGGGCUCGACAGUCUCGCCCACUUUGAAGUCUUCUCUGGUUCUGGAAGUAAAAUGUCUUUGUAUUUCUUGGAAAGGUCUAUGGGGAAAAAUACAAAUAUUAAGAGUUCAAUGCAUUGUGAAGGCUAACCAGCUAUGUAACUAUGUAACCAAUGUCCAUAAUACGGUUGUUUUAAGCUCAGAAAGCAUGUCUAAAACGUUGUGAGGCAAAAUGUUUUAAUAACUGUGGUUUAUAAAGUUUCAGAAGUAGAUUUUACAUAGAAUUAUAGGUCUUGUGGUCGUUAGUUACUACAUUAGCCAUGAGCAAGCUUUCAAACUUUCAAUAUCAUUUUUUUCCUGAAUGUUUAUGGGAAAAAAUAAUGGGAAUUUUACUUUCAGAACCAGGAGGUGGUUCCAUUGGCUCCAUUGACUGUAGUUAAAUCAAUGGAAAAGUGGAUAUUUAACUCAAAUGGCUCGAUGCAGUACCUUGUGUUAAAGGAGGGAGUUGUAGUUUAAAAGCCCAUAUUAUUUAAAAGGGUGGAGUUUUAGUGACCAAGCAGAAGUGAAUUACAAAAUGUGUCCAGAAAGUGAUAUUUUUAACGAAAAAGUUAUAAAGCUGCACUAUGUAACUUUGGUUGGAGGGUCUGCCAGAGUCACUCACUUGUCUCCAUGGAGAUGUUAUCAUUGCUUUGCCUGGCAUGUACCACAGUAUGGCAUUAAACGUUAUUUAGUCCGCACUUAUUAUUAUUAUUUGCAUUGUUAUUGCUAUUGAAAAAACACUUAACCUCGAUCAAUGCGUUUAAUGCCAUCCUGUGGAACAUUCAGUCAAGCCAAUAACGUUUCCCUAGAGAAAAGGAGGUAGCAGACCCUCCACCAGAAAAUGUAACUGUUAAUAUUUAUCAUAAAAUGAACAUUUAGAACUCGUGAGCAGGGUCGUAACAAAAACAAAUUAUGAAUAAAUACAUUUUUAUCAAUCUUACAAAAAUAUAUACUGAAAUGUGAAAACAGUAACACUUAAAAUACUGCUUUCUGGACAUAUUUCAUAGGCCCUGUAGUAAAAAUCGGGCCAAAAUCUUGAUUAUAAUGUCAAAGGGACCAUACAUUUAUGAAGUGUACUCUACAUCGUACAUGGAGUUUUGUAUUUCCAAAAUGGUGUCCUUUAGACUCUGUGCAUUACAACGCAGACAUUAUGCAUGCCUUCUUAUUUUUCCAUUAUUCCGGCAAAAAGGAGGGAGGAAAACAUGCCAAAACAAACCAGGAACGCUGAAAUGUAAAGUGUUUUUUUAACGUCCCUAUGUCUAAUACACAGUCCAUUCCCAUUAUGUCCGAUUAGACCAACAGAAAGACGACGGGACGAUGCUGUUUUUUGAAUCAAACAAAUGUAAUAAAUGUUUGCAAUGAAUAACAGGCUUUGAGUCCAUUUGGAGUAAAAAUAAAUAAAUAUUAUUAGUACAACAA
Molecule: messenger RNA, 3203 nt
Organism: Periophthalmus magnuspinnatus
Lineage: Eukaryota; Metazoa; Chordata; Actinopteri; Gobiiformes; Gobiidae
Gene: sar1b
Product: secretion associated, Ras related GTPase 1B
Exons: 7
Coding region: 231-827 (198 amino acids)
Biological process (GO): membrane organization; intracellular protein transport; endoplasmic reticulum to Golgi vesicle-mediated transport
Cellular component (GO): endoplasmic reticulum exit site; COPII vesicle coat
Molecular function (GO): GTP binding; GTPase activity
Source: RefSeq, a predicted model, not a curated record